AUGCAGGAAAAAUUACAUUCUGUUGUUCGAUUAUCAGUGCAUUUGCCAGAAAAGCAAAAGAUUUAUUUUAGUACUGGAAAUGAAGCUGAAGCACUUAAUUCUCAGUCAGCCCAAAAUACGAUGUUAACUGCAUGGUUCAAGUUAAAUAAACAAGAUGUUGAUGCUAUAAAGCAUAUAGAAAAGAUUAUUGGUAGAAUGUAUACUGUUUCACUAUCAUACAUUGAACUAUUCUGUCUCAGACUUUUGCUUUUGCAUAUGCCUGGUGUUAAAGGUUUUCAAGAUCUUAAAACUAUUCAAGACCAUGUAUAUACUUCUUUUCAUGAAGCAGCCUUAAUUUCUGUGGCAAAUGCCAAGAGAAUUAAGACAGCUGUUCAUAAUGAUACUUAUUUGAGUGCUGAAGUCUCUCUAUAUCAUGCUUAUCAAAUUAUUAAUAAAAAAUUAGCACAAUUUAAAAAAUCUCUUGAAAAAAAUUUUCAUAUAUUAUUAUCUAUGGCUGCUAAUAUACACAUUAAUGAGGAACAUAUUGACAGGGACCAGAAACAUAGAAUUGCUGAUAAAAUCAUAGCUGCAACAAGUAAACUAAAUAAUAAUGAUAAGUACUUUUUUGUUAACAGUCCCAGUAGAACUAAGAAGACAUUUUUGUAUCAGACACUAUGUCAUAAACUGAAUGGACUCAGAAUUGAAGUACUUACUAUGGCCUGGACAGGAAUUGUUGCUAAUUUGUUACCAAAAGCAACAACUCUUUGGUUACAUUUUACUGUUUUGCAAUUUUGGCAAAAUAUGAGAGCAAAUGCAGACAAAAUAAAAUUUUUACAAUGGCUUCUCUAUCUUGGAAAUGGAACACUCCCAGCAAUUAAUGAAGAAAUAGAAGUUCCAACACAAUAUAUUUCAACUAAUAACUUAGUUACAGAUGUUUUUAGUAAUGCUUUAGAAAAUGGAGAUAAAACAGCCUUACUCUCAACAGUAAUCCUAUGUUCAACCAAUAAAUUGAGUCUUGAUGUGUGUAAUGAGAUGAUUCAGAGAAUGCCUGGUUAUGAAAAAGUAUAUUUUAGCAUUGACAGAAUAGUUUGUGACCAAGGUGAAGACCUAGCUGAAUUUUCAGAAGAGUUUUUAUACUCUCUUACCUCUAAUGGUCUGCUACCACAUUGUUUAGUGCUUAAGCAAGGUGCCAUUGUAAUGUUAUUGUGUAAUUUGUAUGUUAGUUAA
Messenger RNA from Cetraspora pellucida, 1206 nucleotides. The record is from the annotation of a GenBank genome assembly. NCBI's taxonomy places the organism in Eukaryota, Fungi, Glomeromycota, Glomeromycetes, Diversisporales, Gigasporaceae.